Gamsiella multidivaricata is the source of this 1352-nucleotide messenger RNA. RefSeq names its product mitochondrial K+-H+ exchange-related-domain-containing protein. Gene Ontology annotation, cellular component: mitochondrial inner membrane. NCBI's taxonomy places the organism in Eukaryota, Fungi, Mortierellomycota, Mortierellomycetes, Mortierellales, Mortierellaceae. The transcript has 3 exons. Bases 43 to 1230 code for a protein of 395 amino acids. Gene Ontology annotation, biological process: proton transmembrane transport; potassium ion transport. The record is from RefSeq and is a predicted model, not a curated record.
UGCAGGAGGAGUGUGUCCAAAAAUGGAAAGAAAGCACCAGCAAUGCGGUCACCUUUCCUCAACGAACCUUCUCAGCAGCAUGCAAACGAGCUUGCCCCGCGCCUGACAAUCCCUGUCCUUCACUCUUCUCUCCACUUUCAUCUCCACCUCAACUAUUCCAACUGCAGUAUCUGCCUUUCUUUACCCUCCUCCCCUUCUUUAUCUUUUCCUUUCCAAGAACACGAAGGACCUGUCGCGAUGAGGAUAUUUCUGAUCCCGCUGUCGCGGACCACGAAAGCGAUGCACUGUCACUCCACCAUCGCGCCGUCUUCGACCUCGUAUCUCAACCGCACAACCACCUGGGCGGGUAAGAAAUGGGAGGGGCUGGGACAGGCCAAGCCCGACAGCUUGAAGCAGAAGCUCUAUGGCGCAGGGACACGAAUGCUGGAGAAGAUCGAGCACCAGGAGACCUUUCUCAAGGAGAUCCCGGCCAAGGAAGACGUAAACAUUACCACCACGGUCCCUUUCUUAUAUCCGUCGGCUGUCAAACAAGCCCAGGUGAAUGCGGAUCUCAAGAUGUUGAUUGAACAAAGGAUACCCUAUCACCGCAAGUACAUGAUAUACUCUGCACUAUGGGUCCCUGUUACAUCUCUGUUCACGAUCGUGCCCUUGAUUCCCAACAUCCCCUUCUUCUACAAUGCCUUUCGGCUCUGGAGCCAUUGGAAAGCAUACAAUGGCGCGAAACAUCUGGGCUUGAUGGUCCAGAAUGGAACGCUUGAAUUUCAACCGAGCGAUGUUCUGAACCUGGGCUUACAGCAUGAUCCAGAUUUUGCGGUCUUCUUCACAUCGUCUGGCCAGCUUUCGAAAAAGAGACAAGCACAAAGAAAGUCGACUGAGCAGGGCGGUCCAAAGGGGCCUGCCAUUGCAGAGUCUUCAGGAGAGAUCACUCCAACAUUAGAUACCAACAGGGACGCGGCAGUCAAAGCGUCAUCAGCAGCAGAAACAGACGCCAAAGCAUCACACCGCUCAACAACAGAUAAGAAGGAUGAUCCACUGUCCAUGACAGACCAUGUGGUGCGUGAGGGCUUUGUAACGGACGCAGAGAUUGAAAAGAUAUGUCAAAUAUUUGAGCAGGCUCCGCAGAUGUCGCGGGAGAUCAGACGGGCCCGGCGUCAGGAAGCAGAGAAGUUUGUGAAGGAAAAGCUCAUGGAUAAUAACAAUAACAAGCAUAGACAAAGCAAGCAAGACUAGGUCGAGGUCUUGCUGAAGUAGAAAGACAAAAUAGAUAUCAUUCCCUGAGCAACAAUUCCAACUAGCCAAUCGCAUGCGCUGCACACUCUUGGUGCUUGAAAUGGAAACAUAAACAAGGAAAA